ACAAGAUCCAAAGUUCCACACAAAACAUCCCCUGAACAUGUUGGUCAUAUGAGCAUCAUGUAUCUGAAAGCCCUGUCCAGCAGAGUCCUGUGGUCUGGCUGUAGAGGAGGCUGUGUUCGAGGCUAUUACAACACCGGGACACCCAGGGACCAAGCCCCGGGCACGGCGGCCCACGGCCGGGUCGUGGACCUCCGCAGCGACACGGUGACCAAGCCAGGGCCGGCGAUGAGGCAGGCAAUGGCGGAGGCCGAAGUCGGAGAUGACGUGAUGAGGGAAGACCCGAGUGUUAACGAGUUACAGGAAAUUGCAGCAGAUAUGUUUCGGAUGGAAGCUGCACUAUUCGUUCCCUCUGGAACCAUGAGUAAUCUCAUCGCAGUGAUGGUGCACUGCAGAGAGCGGGGCGACGAGAUGAUCGUGGGCGAUCUGUCCCAUUUACACAUCUAUGAGCAAGGAGGGAGCGCACAGCUAGCAGGGGUCCACGCCACCACAGUAAACAAUCUCCCUGAUGGAUCAUUUGACUUGGAGCAGCUGGAAUCAAAGAUCCGCCACGGUUACCCCGACCCCCACUACCCACGCUCACGCCUCAUAUGUGUGGAGAACACACACAACAUACAGGGAGGGCGUGUGCUGCCUCUGACCUUCCUGCAGAAGGUUCGUGCUUUGGCAGAUAGAUAUGGUCUGUCAGUCCACAUGGAUGGAGCCAGGGUGAUGAAUGCUGCUGUGGCCCAGAGGGUGCCUCCAUCCACCAUACUGCAGCACACACACACCGUCAGUGUGUGCCUCUCCAAGGGUUUGGGUGCCCCCGUUGGAACCAUGCUGGCUGGACCUCGAGACUUCAUAUCCCAGGCGGUGCGGUGCCGUAAAGCUCUGGGUGGGGGGAUGCGACAGGCUGGAAUACUGGCAGCAGCUGGGAAAAUGGCUCUACUGGACAUGGUUGGAAGACUGGAGGAAGAUCACCACAAUGCAAAGACCUUUGCUCAAGCUCUGCACGAUUGUGACCCUCGUCUAUUCGCUGUAGACAUGGCCACCGUGGAGACAAACAUCCUGCGGUUCUACCUACAGGAGCCCAGUUUAAGCCCCUCUGAGUUCUGUGAGCGCAUGGCUCAGGUUGGCGAUGGAGAGGAGGCGGCACUGGGACAGGGGAUACAGGUUCUCAUGUACCCCCAUUUCGGAAAUUCAGUAAGGGCUGUAUGGCAUCUUGGGAUUUCCCCUGAAGAUACCCAGCUGGCCAUCAGGAAAAUGCAAUUUGUGGCUUCUCAGUACUUGGAAGAAAAAGUCAGAGCCCAGUGAAACCUGGUACCUGCUAAAAUGUGUAGUAAAAUAUCCAAGACUGAGUUUAGUAAAUUUACAGGCUAAUCUAGAAAGAGAUGUCAAGCACAAAUACUGUACAACUGGAGUAACUUUUGAUAGCUUCUGGUUUAUGCUCUUAGAUGCUUGUUUAAGAAAGGAGAUGCACUUAUGACUUCUGGUGACUAGUAGUUCUCUUGAAUACCUAUGUUGAAUACACUUCCUGUAAGUCGCUUUGGAUAAAAGCGUCUGCUAAAUGACUGUAAUGUAAUGUAUUUCUAUUAAUUUCAUUUUUUUUAAAUUAAUAUUAAAUGAAU
This is a messenger RNA of Anoplopoma fimbria (sablefish), 1604 nucleotides long. RefSeq lists its product as uncharacterized. Gene Ontology annotation, biological process: glycine biosynthetic process; L-threonine catabolic process. The record is from RefSeq and is a predicted model, not a curated record. The transcript is spliced from 7 exons. Gene Ontology annotation, cellular component: cytosol. Bases 49 to 1290 code for a protein of 413 amino acids. Gene Ontology annotation, molecular function: L-allo-threonine aldolase activity. NCBI's taxonomy places the organism in Eukaryota, Metazoa, Chordata, Actinopteri, Perciformes, Anoplopomatidae.